Molecule: messenger RNA, 5142 nt
Organism: Symbiodinium sp. CCMP2592
Lineage: Eukaryota; Dinophyceae; Suessiales; Symbiodiniaceae
Source: the annotation of a GenBank genome assembly
AUGGUAUCCAUGAGGGUCUCUGAAAGAUGCGCGACCCAGUCGGCAGCGGAUGCGACCGAGUCGUCCAAGCUGAAGGAAGAGCUGGAAGUUCAGCUGCAGGACCGGCUGGGCCAGACGCGGUCUGACCUUGCCGAAUGCGCCCAGCUCACCCAGGUCGUCUCGGAACGCCUCGAGGCCGUGGAGGCCCAGCUCCGUGCCGAGCUGGCGAAGCUGAUGGUUUUGGGGCAGCAGACGGCCGUGCGCAUGGAGGAGGUCUGCACGGCGGUGCAGGAGGCGACGGCUGGUUCCGGAGCCUUGAGCGGGAGCGACUCCACCAAGGUGCACCUGGAGGAGAUGAUCAACACCGCGCUCGAACGGACCGAACACCUGGAGCAAAGCUUCAUUGCGGCCUCGAGUGGACCGGCAGCUGGGCUGGCGGAGCAGGUGAGCAAAUGCCGACAAGACCUGCAGGCGCAGAUCGAAGACCUGAGAAACCGGAGCACCAGCUGCGAGACCAGGCUCUUGCAGGAGCUCGAGCGGGUCUCAGAGGUGAUGCGCUUGGCUCCUGGCCGCGAUGAGGCAGAGCUGAAGCCGCUGGAGCCAUCCAAGGUGAGAUCGGUGCCGGCAGCGUUGCGUGGCAUGGUGCUUUCUUGUUUGCCUUUGCCGGCCCAUGCUGGUCGCAGGAAAGCGCUGGUCAUUGGCUGCAGCUAUUUCGAGUCGAACACGCCGCUGAAGGGAGCUAUCAACGAUGCAUGGAAUGUUCUGAGUCUCCUUAGACACACACUGCAGAUCUCGGAGAGUCAGGUCCGCUUCAUCGUUGAUGGCACUCGCAGUUGUCCAAUGCCUCCGCAGCGGCGGCCAACUGCUGCCACGAUCGCAGAAGGCUUGCAGUGGCUCGCAGCCGACACUCUCCCCGGCGAUGAGGUCUUCCUGUACUUUGCAGGCUAUGGGGCGCUGCUGCCACACGGUGUGGGAAGCUUCGAAGCGUGUCUCGUUCCCAUUGACUACGCUGCUCUGAAAAGUGGAGGUGGCGAUAGCACCGGUGGCUACAGGUUAGUGCCGCUGACGGAAGUCUCACAAGCUCUGUCCAAGCUCCCGGCCGGAUGUAAGGCAACUGUUGUCCUUGACUGCUGCCACUCCUCGCUGCCGGGCGUAGGAUCGAAACCUCAGCCCGCCAUGUUCCAGUGGGCGCAGAUGCAACCGGCAGCCUUUGCUGGCAUGGAUGAGAUGGCCGAUGCGCGUGCGCGGCGCCUGGUCCUGCCCAGCAUUCCCCUCCGGGCCCCUCAAGCCAUCGAGGUGCCUGCGAUCGAGUGCUCACUUACCUGCUACUCCGCCUGCCACCAGGCUCAGUGGUGUGGGGAGCUGCCGAUCGAGGGCGUCGUUCAAGGGGCCUUCACUUGGGCCUGGGUCAAGGCCAUGGUGGCGGGGAACUGCGAAGGCUCCGUAAGCCAAGUCAAGGCAUCGCUCCAGGCGAGCAUUGGUGAUUUGCAGCGCCGUUGCAGAUGGCUGGAUCAGACGCCUCUUGUCCAGAUGUCAAAGGCCAUGGAGCAGCAGGCUGGUAGGCUCUGUAGCUUUGAUCACCAUGGAACACAAUGCGGAGCCAGGUGGACCAAGGCGUGGAUGGGCAGAAGCUUACUCUCUGCGAUGGGCUGGGAGGACUGGCAGGACAACAAAGGCAAAGAAAAUGACGACUGGUACAAGUGGCAGGGCGGCAGCAAGUGGUGGCAGAAGGAGAGCAAUGACUGGCACGGCAAGAAGCGUGUGAAGAGUGAAUGGGACGGAUGGGACGAGACGUCCAACUCGAAGCAGGCAAGGUGGGAAGAUAAGCCCGAGUAUUCCUCAUGGAAUACCAAGAAGCAGUGGCAAGAGAGAGACUGGGCAAAGGACGUUAAGGGCAAUGUCUCCGUCCCCAACGCGGAUCUGAUUCCCCGGACUCCGCCAGAACCCAAGCAGAUUCCUCGGACACCUGCUGCAGCCUUUUCCCAGCAAGUGCCUCCAACUCCAGCGGGAGCCUUCGGUGCGAGGGCGGCUCCAUUGACGCCGAAUCCGCUAGCACCCGCCACGCCGACGGUUCCUGGAGCCACGCCGGGCAUGCAUGGCAUGUGGCAUCCGCCCACUCCACCCGCACAGCAAGCGGGAAAUCCCUUUACGCCGACGACUGGAAUGCCGAAUCCCCUUACGCCAACGACUGGAAUGCCGAAUCCCCUUACGCCGACGACUGGAAUGCCGAAUCCCCUUACGCCGACGACUGGAAUGCCGCCGACACCUGGAAUGCCGGCGACGCCAGCCAUGCCGCAAACCCCUGCGAACCCCGGCACUCCAGCCUUUCCACCAGCGACGCCUGCGCAAAGAAUUCUCUUUGGUAGUCGUGCUGGGCACAGUGGACUGUCGACCCCUGGCGGCCCGCAAGCCUUCCAGCAAGCCAUGCAGUCCCAGUCCGCCAGGCCAUCUUACAACAUGCCGCGAGCACCGGCCUUCACCGGCAAUGUGUCGGGUGAUCUGCGACAUGCCCCUCGCAGAAGGAACGGCAAGCUCGCACCAGCGCCUUCAAUCAAAGCCAAAGUCCGACAAAGGGACACGCCUUCGGCGGGUUCCGCCGCGAAAAAGGCGCUGCAGGAUCCCAUACCCGAUUUCAAGACCUGGAGAAAGGACAAGAAGCCCAUUGAGUUCAAAGACGUGCAGCCGCCUGUCAAGUCCGAGACACCAGUCCCAUUGCAGCCAGGCUCAACAACGCCGGGAUUGCCCACCGGUGCAUUGACACCUGGAGAUGUGGUGGGCAUGACGCCGGGCUUUGCCGGAGGGGAUGUCACCCCCAUGCUCGAACAGCCGGGAGUUGCACCAGGCAUGUACGGAUCUCUCUACGGUCAAGACGGUGGUGUCACACCUCCACAGAUCACUGGCAUGACGCCCGGCUUUGCUAUGCAGGGCCACAGGGCCUCGGUGGUCCUGCACGUGAAAGGUCGGAACGCCGGCGAGGGGAAGCGGCGGGGACAAGCAAGAUGGGGCCAUGGCUCCAAUGCAGAUGUCGCCGGAGCUCCCUCCACGGCAGGCUCAGCUUGCAGCGGCUGCAGCAUCUGCGGCGGAAGUGCGCACAAGCACCUGGCAGACUGCUUGCACGACAACGAUUCGGCGGGUUUGGAGGUGGAGCCGACGGGGCUGCCAGCGGUGGUCUCGGGAUGGCGCGAGGUGCCUCUGCGAGAUGGCGACGCGGAGGAGGCCCCAGCCGUUGGCCUGCCGCCUCUUCGAGUCUGCGCGGUCGUUUGUGGCGACGACGGCGACGGCAUGUGCAAGGGCUCCGCGGACAGGCUUGACCUGGAGCUGCGCGUCGUCGCGGACCCACUUGCGCUCGCCCAAAGAGCUCGCUUUGCCAUCUACCCGCCUUGGAGGCUCGGGCCGCACCUGCGCUUCUCCUGGCGCCUCGAGAAGAGGUCACGCGAGGAGGUGCUCUCCCCGUCCGGUACUGGUAUGGAGAGGACGCAUGGACGCGAUCCUGGGCGCAGACCGCGGGCUCUGACGGGAAUUGGAGGAGUCAGUGGCGGCUUUGGCGGGGGCACUAGCAGCAGCUUCGAUGUUGAUGUGUACACGGAGCUGGCGCAUGAGAAGACGCAGGCAAACGCAUCAUCACGGGCCUUUCAGCUGCUGUCGAACACCAUGGAUGCGGAGGCAGAAGUUGAGCUGCUUCUGCCCCUGCGCGGACACCAACUCCGGUCCCUGGCAUGGAUGCAGGCUUGCGAAGCAGAGAACCGGGAGCCGCUACUCCUGGGGGUGAGCCGCGAGUUUUUCCCAACGCUCCAUCCGCCGCAUGCCGCGCAGCAGCUGCUUUGUGAGGCUCUGGGCUGCAGAGCUGUGGCGCGAGUGCAGCGCGCCUUUCACCUGCGAGGCGGGCUUCUUGCCGACCAAGUGGGGUCGGGAAAGACUGCGGUCACCUUGGGGCUGGUGGCAUCGGAUGGCUCUCAGCCGGAGGCCUCGAGAUGCAGACGGACGCUGGUCCUGGUCCCUGGCCGGCUGUUGCAGCAGUGGCAGCAGGAGGUCCGGAAAUUCCUUCCUGCAAAUGCCGUCGAACUCUACUUGGGCGUCUGCGACAUCCCGGAGCGAGGAGCCGUUCCCCAACUGCUGCUAUCACCCGUGGAGAUUCUGGCGACGGCUGGGAAGCGGCCCCGGAUGGAGGCCUCUGCGGCCUCUGCAGACAUGGACCUUGCGGAGAUGGCACACAAGCUGAGAGCAAUCUGCCUCAGUGGUGUGGACCGGAUUGUCGUCGACGAGUUCCAUGAAAUCUUGGACUCGGCAUCUGGUGGACGGCUGCUGGCAUUGCAGGAAUUGUGGGCCGACUGUGGAGAAGGGACGGCGCUGUGGGGCCUCACCGGCACUCCGCCCCUCAGCGAUUUUGCUUCCGUGGCGCGGAUCGCUGAGGCCUUCAAGAUAGACUUGCAGGCCUUUCGGCGGCAGCUGGAUGCCAGGGAGAUAGCGCAGAGAAUGCUGGAUUAUGCGGCGAGGGCAAACGGCUCCUCUGCCUUGUCUGGUCUUGACGUUCACGAAGAGUUGGUCUCUCUCUACCAUACGCCAGCUGAGCGUGCAAUCUACGUUCAAGGGGUUGCCGAUGCGAAGCGAAAGCACAAGCAGCAGAAGCAGAUGGGCCAAGUAGAUCAACCAGUCUGCUCUGACUUGCUGCAGCUGUGCUCUCACUUUCGGUUGGAAGAGGCUGAUGUAGAAGCAGACGCCGAGAGGGAAAGUGCAUCGCUUCUGCGGACAAGAGCAGAUGCGGUGGAGACUGCUCGGCAGUGGCUGUUGGUAUCUGCUAGAAGGAUGGAGGCAGAAAUCCUGUCGGCGCGCCGCCGCGGCAACGGCCUCCCCACCCUCGUCGCGGAGCAGUACGCACAGCUGCUGGCCGAAGUCGGCGGCGAACCUCUGAGUCGCUCGACGGAAGCUGUGGCCUCGCAGAUCGCAGGGGCCAGUGCCGCUCGGCAAAGCGCCGGCCAGGGCCGGCGACACGAGCGCGACGCGGACGACCUGAUCCUGAGGGCCAUCACGGAAGUGCGUGACUCUGGCCUGGCUUCUGCGGCUAGCGGCGCCGAAGUCGUUUCCGAGGGUGCACCACAAAAUCCUGGAGAUAGCUUGGAGCUGUUGGUGGAGCUGCUGGAGGAGGGCCAACCCAUGAAUCGUUAG